AUUAUGCAUGAUUGCAUUUGAUUGCAUUCGUGUGUGCAUUAACAAUUUUUUGAUAAUAAAAAAAACAUUUGUUUACUAAUUAUACCCGGAAGAAAUAAUUAUUUUUUUUAUUACAUAAAUAAUAUUAUUUCCUUAAAGUAAAAAAUAAUAAAAAUGGCUGCAGAAGAAGGUUUUGAGCAGUUUGAAGAUGAAGAAACAGAAUUACAAAUUGGAGGUACAUUACCUGGUGGAAGAAAACGUUUAUUUUCAAAAGAAUUAAGAUGUAUGAUGUAUGGUUUUGGUGAUGAUCAAAAUCCCUACACUGAGAGUGUUGAUUUAUUAGAAGAUCUUGUUAUUGAAUAUAUUACUGAAAUGACACAUCGUGCUAUGGAAAUUGGUCGUACUGGUCGUGUACAAGUUGAGGAUAUAAUUUUUUUAGUGAGGAAAGAUGCUCGUAAAUAUGCUAGAGUCAAAGACCUACUGACAAUGAAUGAAGAGUUGAAAAAAGCAAGAAAAGCCUUUGAUGAAGUUAAAUAUGCAGAAUAACAUCGUUAAGACCAACACCUUGAUAUGCCGAGCCACAUAAUGACAGAGGAAGACCAUGUUGAUUAAUAUAAUUAUGGAUUCGUUUGAUUCUAUCUUUAUGGCCAACAACAUAUUGAGGUAUGCAGUUAUUGAGUAUUCCAACAUGAAAAUCUGUUGGAUCAAUUUUUAUGUUCAACAUUUUCUUCACAUGUUCAACUGCUGUAUUCAAAAAAAAUUCAUCUGAAGAAUUUUUACCAAAAUAUUCAUCAAACCAGGCUCCACCCAUCAUUACUG
This is a messenger RNA of Aphidius gifuensis, 798 nucleotides long. It is a transcript of the gene Taf13, whose product is annotated as transcription initiation factor TFIID subunit 13. Gene Ontology annotation, molecular function: protein heterodimerization activity. The coding region runs from base 154 to 525 and encodes 123 amino acids. Gene Ontology annotation, cellular component: transcription factor TFIID complex. Gene Ontology annotation, biological process: transcription by RNA polymerase II. Lineage: Eukaryota; Metazoa; Arthropoda; Insecta; Hymenoptera; Braconidae. The transcript has 4 exons. The record is from RefSeq and is a predicted model, not a curated record.